UGUAGCGCGGCCAGACGGUCCUUUCCGCGCCGCGAGUCUGAGUUUAAUUAGCAGGAUUUUAAUCACUUUUAAUGUCACCACAGGAUUUAAACAAGCGUAACUUAAAUGUUAUAACUGGACAAUGUUGGUAGUUUUAUUUUUAAUUGUCUGAAGGUAAUUUCUCACAAGUUUUUUUUAGACGCAGCCAUCCCAAGAGACAACUUUUCAGCCUGGCGACCUUAUGUGGAUUUUACAGAAAUUAUGGACCAAACACCCGGUUUCUCCUCGGGCAAAACGCUAGUCUUUGCUUUCUGCUUCGUUAAGAUCUCUUUGGCUUUGCAGUGUGUGGAUGAUGUGAAGCCGUGCGUGAACAAUGCUACAUGUCUGACUUUCAGCAAUGGCACUGGAUACUGCAGCUGUGCACCAGGCUUCUUGGGUGAAUAUUGCCACCAUAAGGACCCUUGUCUGCCUGGAUUCUGCCAAAAUGGAGGAAACUGUUCUGUGUCCAUGUCAGCUGGAGUACCUGUGCCGGGGAACCCCACCUGCACCUGUCCUCUUGGCUACAUUGGACCACAUUGUCAAAUUCCUCAGAAUUCCACAUGCUACCCCAACAAUCCCUGUGCCAAUCGAGGUGUCUGCACACUGCUGUCCCUUGACAAGUACAGGUGCCAGUGUCCCAAGGGGUGGACAGGUCCACGGUGUGAGUAUGAGGACAGCUGUCUGUCUGCUCCCUGUGCCAACGGCGGCUUGUGCAGCUCUUUGCCUGGUGGUAGCUACACUUGUUCCUGCCCUCCUGGAUACAUGGGUCCUCGUUGCCUUAAUGACACAGAUGAAUGUGCUGCCACAUCCUCCUUAUGCCAAAACGAAGGACUGUGUAUCAACACCCCUGGCUCCUACAAGUGUAACUGUGCCCUGGGUUUUACGGGUCGACACUGUGAAAGUUCAUACGUCCCUUGCUCACCUUCACCGUGUCUAAAUGGGGGAACUUGCCACCAGACGUCUGAUUUCAGCUACUGGUGCCAUUGCCUUCCAGGUUUCAAUGGCUCAAACUGUGAGCACAACAUUGAUGACUGUCCGGGUCACCAGUGCGAGAACGGUGGAACCUGUAUGGAUGGAGUUAACACUUACAACUGCCAGUGCCCUCCAGAGUGGACUGGUCAGCAUUGUACAGAGGAUGUGGACGAGUGCCGUCUGCAGCCCAACACUUGCCAGAAUGGAGGUACCUGCAACAACAUGAUAGGCAGCUACGUCUGCGUGUGCGUCAACGGCUGGAGCGGACCCGACUGCUCUGAAAACAUCGAUGACUGUGCUUCAGCUGCCUGCAGUCCCGGCUCCACAUGCAUAGACCGUGUUGCCUCUUUCAUCUGUCUCUGCCCUGUUGGAAAGACAGGUUUGCUGUGCCAUAAGAAUGAUGCCUGUAUCAGUAACCCGUGCAGGGAGGGCUCUCAGUGUGACACCAACCCCAUCAGUGGCAUGUUCAACUGCAACUGCCCACCCGGCUACGUAGGCAGCACCUGCAACAUGGAUAGAGAUGAAUGCAGUAUUGGUACCAAUCCGUGUGAGCACGGCGGUCAGUGUGUGAACACCGAUGGCUCCUUCACCUGUAACUGUGUCCGUGGUUACGAUGGGCCGCGCUGUGAACAAGAUGUCAAUGAGUGUGCCUCACAACCAUGCCAGAACGAAGGCACUUGUCUGGAUCGCAUAGGAGAAUACAGCUGCAUCUGCAUGUCUGGAUUUGAGGGGACUCACUGUGAGAUUGAAGUGAAUGAAUGUCUCAGUUCUCCCUGUCUGAACCAGGGUAAAUGUUUGGACCAGGUCAGCCGCUUCGUCUGUGACUGCCCAGCGGGUUUCAGUGGUGAAAUGUGCCAGAUAGACAUUGAUGAGUGCUCCAGCACACCUUGUUUAAAUGGGGCCAAGUGUAUUGACCGGCCCAAUGGAUAUGAGUGUGAAUGUGCUGAAGGCUUCACUGGCCUUCUGUGUGAGGAAAACAUCAACGACUGUGUGCCAAAGCCGUGCCAUCACGGAGUGUGUAAGGACGGCAUCGCUACGUUCUCCUGUGAGUGCUACCCAGGAUACACAGGCUCCAUCUGUAAUAUUCAGGUCCAGGAGUGCCACAGCAACCCUUGUCAGAACCGAGGGCGCUGCAUUGAUCUGGUCAAUGCCUACCAGUGCAAUUGCCCCCCAGGAACGAGAGGGGUAAACUGUGAGAUUAAUGAAGAUGAUUGUGCCAGCAACCCUUGUGAGCAUGGAGAGUGCCAGGAUGGCAUUAAUGAGUAUAAAUGUGUGUGCACCCCAGGAUACACAGGUUCAAAAUGUGAUGUGGAGAUCAAUGAAUGCAACUCAAACCCAUGUAUGAGUGGGGGAACCUGCUUGGACAAAGUCAACAGUUUCGUGUGCCUGUGCCCCCCCAGCACUCACGGCCCCCUGUGCCUCUCUGGGACUGACCACUGUGCUCCACAGCCUUGUGAGCAUGGAGAAUGUGUAGAACAUCAGAACGGAUACCAUUGUGAGUGUGAAGCUGGCUGGGUAGGACAGCACUGUGAGCAGGAAAAGGAUGAGUGCCAGUCCCGCCCAUGCCAGAAUGGUGGCGUCUGUCUAGACCGACAUAAUGGCUACACCUGUCAGUGCUCAUCAGGAUUCAGAGGUGUGAACUGUGAGAAGAACAUAGAUGAAUGUGCAUCUGGGCCCUGUCUAAACCAAGGCAUUUGUAUAGAUGGGAUCAACAGUUACACAUGUCAGUGCACCCCCCCAUUCACAGGCAAACACUGUGAGGAGGAGUUGGUGCCCUGUGCUUCUCAUCCAUGUGAGAAAGGAGGUGUCUGUCGUCCGACUGCAGACUACACGUCUUACACUUGUCGCUGCCGCAGUGGUUGGCAAGGUCAGCGCUGCACUGAGGAUGUGGAUGAAUGCCGGAAGAACCCUUGCAAAAAUGGAGCCCGUUGCAUCAACAACCUGGGCAGCUAUGUUUGCAAAUGUCAACCUGGAUACAGCGGACACAACUGUCAGACAAACACUGAUGACUGCUCACCCAAUCCAUGCCUAAAUGGAGGCUCUUGUGUGGACAGUGUUGGCAGUUUCUCCUGUGAUUGUCACCCAGGUUUUGAAGGAGAGCGAUGCGAGACUGAGGUAGACGAGUGCGCCAGCCAUCCCUGCCGCAACGGUGCCAUCUGCCGCGACUAUGUCAACAGUUUUGUGUGUGAAUGCCGACCAGGCUUUGAUGGAAUCCUGUGUGAACAUAAUAUCCUGGAAUGCACUGAGAGCUCCUGCCUAAAUAAUGGGACAUGCAUCGAUGACAUCAACACGUUUUUGUGCCGGUGCCGGCCUGGUUUUCAUGGAACAUUCUGUGAGUUUGAGCUGAACGAGUGCGACUCGCAGCCCUGUAAGAAUGGAGGCACCUGCACCGAUGGCCUUGGCACCUACCGCUGCACGUGUCCUGCGGGAUUCAAUGGACAGAACUGUCAGAACUUUGUAAACCUCUGCAGCCAGGUGCGCUGUCACAAUGGGGGCUCCUGUUCUCAAACAGCAACCUCCUGGACCUGCCAUUGCACAAUGGGUUGGACAGGACUUUACUGUGAUGUCCCAAAUAUGUCUUGCCAGGAUUUUGCUGCCAGGAAUGGUCUGGCAGUAGAGAAUGUGUGUAAGAAUGCUGGACGGUGUGUCAAUGUGGGUCAUUCUCAUCAGUGCCAGUGCCAGCCAGGAUACACGGGCAGCUACUGUGAAGAUCUGGUGGAUGAGUGCCAGUCAAACCCAUGUCGUAACGGUGCCACAUGUGUGGACUAUCAGAACACAUACGAAUGCUUAUGUAAACCAGGAUUCCAGGGAGUGAACUGUGAGUAUGAUGUUGAUGAGUGCCACUCUCAGCCCUGCCACAACGGAGGAACGUGCAUUAACCUCAUCAAUCGCUUCACCUGCUCCUGCCCACCUGGAACACACGGGGUCCAGUGUGAAGUGAACGUGGAUGACUGCGCUCCCAAGCCCGGCUCUUCGGAGCCUCGCUGUUUGAAUGGGGGACAGUGUGUGGACGGUGUGGGUCGUUACACAUGCUCCUGUCCUCCAGGAUUUGUUGGAGAACAUUGUGAGGGGGAUCUCAAUGAAUGCCUGUCUGGACCUUGCCAGGCCCCCGGCAGCCUAGACUGUGUCCAGCUGGUCAAUGACUACCAGUGCCGCUGUCGCCUUGGAUAUACGGGUCGUCGCUGUGAUUCCAUGGUGGAUCUGUGCGUGUCAAAGCCGUGUCAUAAUGGAGGAUCUUGCUCAAUGAACAUGAGCUCUGUACACGGAUACACCUGCUCCUGCGUUCCUGGCUUCACUGGAUUCAACUGUGGUGAAAUAGAAGGAUACACUUGUGCCAAGCUGCGCUGUCAGAAUGGCGGGCGUUGCGUAGAGUCGUCUGUUGGACAGCUGUACUGCCAGUGCAAGCUGGGUUUCAACGGGUCGCACUGUGAGAAUGAUCAGCGGUGUCAGUGGCCCUGUCAGAACGGAGGAACGUGCAUCAAGGAGCCUUCCAACCCAUUCCAGUACAGCUGCCGCUGCCCUCUGCACUUCUCCGGGCGACUCUGUGAGAAAAAGCAGCUGGUGGUCAGCCCUCUGACCUGCCCCUACAUGCAGUGUGAGCAUCAGGCAGGAGACAAAGUGUGCGAUGUUCAGUGUAACAAUCACGAGUGCCAGUGGGACGGCGGAGACUGCUCGCUCAGCUGGCCUCAGCCGUGGGCCAACUGCACCGCCAGCGUUCCCUGCUGGGACCUCUUUAAGAACGGACGGUGUGAUAAAGAGUGUGACAACUCUGGGUGUCUCUUUGACAGCUUCGAAUGUCAGGAAAACCCACAGGCCUUCUGCAAAUAUGACAAGUACUGUGCUGACCACUAUGGGAACGGCAUCUGUGACCAGAGUUGCUACAUGCAGGCGUGCGGCUGGGACGGGCUGGACUGUUCUGGUGAAGUUCCAGCCAAUGUGGCGGUUGGCAUUCUGGUUAUUGUGGUGCGGCUGCAACCUGACGAGCUGCUGGGGGACUUGAGGGGUUUUUUACGGUCCCUGGGAGCCCUGCUGCACACCAACCUGCGGGUAAAGCUAGAUGAAAAUAAGAAGCUCAUGGUUUACCCGUACUAUGGGGAAGAGGAGGAGAUUCAGCAACAUGUAAAGAAGAGCAGAAUGAAGCGGGAGCAGGAGAGGGAGAUUAUUGGGAGUAAGGUGUUCCUGGAAAUCGAUAACCGUGAAUGCACCCAGAGCUCUGCUGACUGUUUCUCCAACACCGAUGAGGCUGCAGCCUUCAUUGCAGCCGCACACAUCAAAGCUGACCUUCCUUACCCCCUAGUGUCUGUUAAGAGUAAACCAAAUGAUCCGAUUCCUCCGAAGUUCCUGAUGUACCUGAUCGGGGUGGCUGUGGUCAUCGUUCUACUUAUCCUGGUGCUCGGCAUGCUGGCAGCCAAGAGGAAGCACAAACACGGUGUCCUCUGGGUCCCCGAAGGCUUCUUUACUAAGAAAGAUGACAAGCGGCGAGAACCUGUGGGCCAGGAUGACUUUGACAUGAAGAGUUUCAAGACACAGGAUGGAGCGCUGAUGGAUGGAGGUCACAGUCAGAGGUGGCUGGAGGGCGAGGUUCCAUCAAAGAAACCAAGAACUGAAGACAAACCGCUGCUGCCCAUUGCUAUGGACGGAGGUGUUGACCACAGGGAAUGGACCCUACAACAUCACAAGGCUGCUGACAUCAGCCUCACCCCCCCGCAGGCCGACCUGGACACAGACUGUCUAGAUGUUAAUGUAAAGGGACCUGACGGCUUCACCCCGCUGAUGCUGGCGUCACUGCGUAAUGGUGGAGGCCCAGACUGCAGCCUGCACGGAGACGAGGAGGAGGAGAGCGGAGGAGAUGAACCAGGACCGAGUGUCAUUUCAGACCUGAUUGCUCAGGGUGCAUCACUCAUGGCUCAGACAGACCGCACAGGAGAAACAGCACUGCACCUCGCCGCCCGCUAUGCCAGGGCUGAUGCUGCUAAAAGACUGCUGGAUGCUGGAGCCGAUCCCAAUGCCCAUGACAACAUGGGCAGGACGCCGCUUCACGCUGCCGUGGCUGCUGACGCUCAGGGAGUGUUCCAGAUCUUGAUCCGUAACCGUGCCACUGAAUUAGAUGCUCGUAUGAAUGAUGGCACCACUCCACUUAUCCUGGCAGCCCGCUUAGCUGUGGACGGCAUGGUGGAGGAGCUGAUCCACUGCCACGCUGACAUCAAUGCUGUGGAUGACCAUGGUAAAUCUGCUCUGCACUGGGCAGCGGCGGUGAAUAAUGUGGAGGCAACUCUUGUGCUUCUGAAGAAUGGAGCCAAUCGUGACAUGCAAGACAAUAAGGAGGAGACGCCACUGUUCCUCGCAGCCAGAGAAGGCAGCUUUGAAGCAGCUCAGGUUCUCCUCGACCACUAUUCCAAUCGGGACAUCACUGACCACUUGGAUCGGCUGCCUCGUGACACUGCACAAGAGCGCAUGCAUCAUGAUAUCGUGCGUCUGCUGGACCAGUACAAUUUAGUCCACAGUCCUCACAGCGGGCAGAACCACAUGGGUGGAGGUGGAGGAAACUCUUCUAUUGUUUGUGGAUCCAGUGGGGCCGGGUUCGCCGGCAUGCGCCCUGGACCCCAGGCGAAGAAGAGCAGGAGGGGUGGAAAUGGGCCAAAGGUUGGAGGUGUUGGUGGGGGUGCGAAGGAGCUGAAAGACCUGAAGGCCAAGCGAAGGAAGAAGCCAGCUGGAGGAGAAGGUUCAGCUGUGCCCGCUGGCGUUAGAGGGGGAGGAGGGAAUGCCAGCGGUGCCAAGGCAGCAGGAGGACUUCCAGAGAGCUCGGUCACCAUGUCACCUGUUGACUCCCUGGAGUCUCCACAUUCAUACACAGGCGAUGCCUCCGCGGUCGUCUCCACCACAGCGAGCUCCCCGCCCCUCCUCAGCAGCCCCAGCGCCAGACCUCUGCUGCCCCCUGUCAGCCACAUGCUGGGACAGCAGCAGAACUGGUUGAGCAUGACAAAGCAUGGCUACAAUAGCACGAUGUUUGGGCUGAUACCACACCAGAUGAGAGCACCCCACCCCGGCAUGGGUCAGCACCGCGGCCUGGGUCCGAUGCUCACUCCCAUGAAUGUGACCAUGAGCAGGGAGCAGCUGCCUCCCAUCGUCACCUUCCAGAUGAUGGCGCCUGGCCCCAGAGGAGGCCAACCCAUGUUGAAGCAGCCUCAGCCUGGCCAGGUGCAAGUCCAACAGCCCCAGGGCCAGAACCACAAUCAAGCUCUCUCCCAGCAGGGCCCAGGUCACCUCCACUGUCCCCAGGGUGUGAUGUACCAGAUGCAUGAGCAGAUGAGCGUGGCACAUGGCCCCCCUCACAGCCUUCCGCACUCCCACACCCUCAGCCACGGGGGAAACGAUGGUCAGUCCCGACAAGUGCCUUCCUACCCGCCCAUGCAGAGCACCGUGGAUAAGUACCCAACACCCCCCUCCCAGCACAGUUACACCACCUCAGACGGCACCACCCCCAGUCACUCUGCGCACCCACCCAGCGAGCACCCGUAUCUUACCCCUUCACCCGAAUCCCCAGACCCGUGGUCGUCCUCUUCGCCACACUCCACCUCAGACUGGUCCGACGUUACCACCAGCCCCACCCCUCUGGGGAACCCCCACCAUGCACUGCCAUCGGCCCACCGCACACACAUUCCAGAGCAGGUGCAGCUGCAGCCGGUGCAGCCGGGCUCUCAGCAGUCUGCGCUCGGAAACAUGCAGGUGUUUGCGUAGGCCGGCCAACGGAAAGUUCGUACAGACUCAUUUUGGGGAUUCUACGUAGUUAAACUACAUCGCGACUCAUCCUGGGCGUUUAUCCAGUUUCUCAUUCAGUCUUUUCUUUUCUUUAUCAUUAUUGUAAUCAGCCUCCUCCUCUUUGUAUUUUUCUUUUCCUCUUUGCACUUAAGAACACGUACAGUUUUGGAGAUGACAUGGAGUAUUAUCAGCUCGGAAUGAAAUGUUCUGAAUACCAAAAAGUGCAGCGUGGGCGUCUCUCAUUCCUUCAAUCCACCGCUCAAACAGUAGCUGUUUAUUAAGGAUCACUGAAGGAGGACUCACCCACCGGUCUGUUGGGUCACCGUGUGGCAGAUAGAAGAACAUCUGUGAUGGACACUGAGACUCAGCAGACAUUCUGUCCUUUGUUGCUUUCAUCUCUUCAUUGAAACCAUUUAACUUUUUGCAACAUGAUAGUUCACAUUCAGUUCUCACUUUUUAUGGUCAAAGAAAAACAAUCCAGCUGUUCUUUUUGCUUUUGGGGGGGGACUAUUGAAUCAACAGAGAGACUAAUGUGGAUUUGAAGAGAAGCCACAGCGAUAUGUGCCGUGUUCUACAGACAGGUGCAAACUGAUGUAGAACGUUGGUGCAGUUUCCUGUUGUGUCUGCAGACGGAGUUCAUGAAGUCCAGUUUUAUCUGCCACACAUUUUAUCAGAACUGCAUUCAUGAGUCUUAUGUUGAAAGCAGCUACAAAUGUAGAACUUUAAAAGCCAAAUCAAAGCUUGAAGUAAUGAUACACAUCUUGUUUCAGUAGGACACCUUCAGUACUCUUCAUUUAGGAGCCUGAUAAUGAUCUUAUAUCGUGUUCGUGUUCCUGCACUCCACUUUGUAAUCGUUAAAGUUUGAAUGUACUUAAACUUUCAGGACCUUCUGCUCCUUGUUCCUGAACAUAAUUUGACAAUGACGCAUUGAGCUUCAGAAGUUGCUUCCAUCUCGUAGUUAAAUACUGUUCACUCACAGGAUUUAUGUCUCUCUCUCUCUUUGUUUUCUCAGUUUUUGCUCUCUCUCAACUGACUUGUUCUGAAUGUUUUCCAAAAAUCAUAGUACCAUUUUUUUUUUCCUUCUUCAGUGUAUUUAUGUGUCUUUUGUCAUAAGCCAAGUCUGGAUACGUGCAACGAGUCCAAACUGUUUUUCUGAUGUUA
Thalassophryne amazonica is the source of this 8910-nucleotide messenger RNA. It is a transcript of the gene notch2, whose product is annotated as notch receptor 2. Gene Ontology annotation, biological process: regulation of DNA-templated transcription; Notch signaling pathway; cell differentiation. Bases 241 to 7728 code for a protein of 2495 amino acids. Lineage: Eukaryota; Metazoa; Chordata; Actinopteri; Batrachoidiformes; Batrachoididae. The record is from RefSeq and is a predicted model, not a curated record. The transcript has 35 exons. Gene Ontology annotation, cellular component: membrane; signaling receptor complex. Gene Ontology annotation, molecular function: signaling receptor activity; protein binding; calcium ion binding.